This is a messenger RNA of Galendromus occidentalis (western predatory mite), 2210 nucleotides long. Its product is annotated as oxygen-dependent choline dehydrogenase. Lineage: Eukaryota; Metazoa; Arthropoda; Arachnida; Mesostigmata; Phytoseiidae. The record is from RefSeq and is a predicted model, not a curated record. Gene Ontology annotation, molecular function: oxidoreductase activity, acting on CH-OH group of donors; flavin adenine dinucleotide binding. The coding region runs from base 65 to 2041 and encodes 658 amino acids. The transcript has a single exon.
CACUCCCCCACCCCUCGGAGGAGGAUAAAUCUCCUGCACAAGCCGACAGUGGUACUCCGCCACCAUGUCGCUCCAACUGCUACUCUACCCAUUGGAUAAACUCCUCUUCUACGCUGUGAAUGGAAUUACUGAGCUCGUGUACCGUUUCGGUCUGGGUGGGAUGGCCCAGUUCCAUCUGCCUCUGUUACAUGUGGCGUUCUUCGCCGUGUGCUUCAUCCGACCGGAACUUCGUGAUUAUAACGUGCGCCGAGAACACAUCGAAACGGACUAUAGACACUUACGUGCGUCCUACGAUUACGUCAUCGUCGGAGGCGGUAUAUCGGGCUGUCUAGCGGCCAACCGUCUCUCGCGACACCACACCGUCCUCCUGGUGCAUGGACCAGGAGCGCUGCCAAACAUCGCCACGAGAGUCCCGCUUUUGAACUCAUUGAAUCAGGGCGAAGCUUCUCACGACUUCGAAUACAAGGCCGAACCUUCGUCGAUUCCGCUGCAGUGGCUCUCGGGAGGCAUAACCUACAAUAGCGGUAAAACUCUCGGCGGUUCAUCGAUUCUGGGCGCACUCAUUUAUUCCUUGGGAAGGAAAGCCGAUUUCGCCGAGUGGGCGAGCACGUUCGGCAUCCAGGGCUUCGACCACGACACCUUAACCCAUUACGUCAAACGCCACACUCGGGGUCAGGGCGACACGCGAGGUUUGCCGCUCUACGGAGACAGAGGGGAGUUCCUGGUCGACUACUCAGAAACCCCCAAGUACUACACGAAAUACAAGCACGCUUUUCUCAAGGCAGCGACGUACGUGACCGGAACUCGCGUCGUCAGAGACCACAACGAAGAGUGGCUGGGCUUCGGCUCGGCGCUCCAGCUCGUGGAAAAGCACUCGGGAUACCUCAGCUCACCUGUGCGCGCACUGAUCGAGGGCAUUUCAAAAGAUCAAGAGCGACGAGGCAGACUCCACAUCAUUCUCGAGUCCAUGGUGGAGAGAAUCGGAAUCGUACGCAAAUUCGACGGAGGUCUCGCGGCCAGAGGUGUCAUCGUGAAGAUGAACGACGGCCAACGGAAAUAUUUUUUCGCGCGGAAGAAAGUUGUGCUCGCGGCGGGUGCUGUCCGAACACCUCAGAUUCUCAUGCUCAGCGGCAUUGGACCGAUGGAUGAACUGAACAAAUGGCAGAUUCCGGUCGUGCUCAACCGCGAGGGGGUCGGACGCAAUCUGCACGAUCAUUACGACCUGGGAACGUCGUCGGUCAUGUUCCCGAGGGGAAAAGGCUACGCGGACGUCGCGCCCACGGAACUCUUGCAGUUCUUCUUGUCUUCUACGGGGGCGAUUCGCAACAGCUACGGAGUCAACUCGCUAGGCUUCUUCAAGAGCAGGAACAUUUCAUACAGUACUUGUCUCAGCCAGGAAACGUGCCAACCAGAUUUUGAGAUUUUCCUGCACACGGUCAGUGUCAAUCAUCCGAUCGGCGGAGCAACGCUACGUGCGGCUGGAAUCGGAACACCGGAUCUUGAGAAGUAUUACUACAGACAGGGUGGAGGUAACACCGUCGUCCAGAAAGACGGAAUCCUCAUGACGCCGACGCUCCUGCAUCCGGUGACGCGGGGUCGCAUCAAGCUGCGCGACCUCAUGAUCGAGUCUAAUCCGAGGAUUUUCCUCGACGUUCUGGACAACGAACGUGACGUCCAGAUGGCCGCUGAGCUCUACCUGACCGUUAGGAAGAUCGGUCUCACCGCGUUCGGUCCAUUCGGCGGCCAAUGGAUGGACGUGCGACAAGAGGGCUGCACGGGCCCCGACGAUUCGUUCGAGUACGCCCGGUGUGCGGUCAAGAGAUUCUUGAAAACCGCGUGGCAUCUCGCCGGUACAGCGCGCCUGGGUCACCCGAGCGACCCCCUGGCUGUUGUGGACUCGAACUUCAACCUGAUCGGCGUGGAGAAUCUCUCAGUCAUCGACGCAUCGAUCAUGCCAGCUCCCGUGAGCGGGCACAUGCUGGCCACGAUCGCCGCCUAUGUCGAGAAAUUCUGCGACAUGGCGAAUAGAGGUAUUAUUUAGUCUAGGGAUCUCUAGGUUUCGGGGCUCUGAGAAUCCCAAACAAAGGCGUCUCACGACCGAAGCUCAUCUGAACUGCCAUGAUCAAGUAGUUAUCGAAUUCAUGUAAUUUAUUAUUCAAAAUCAAUCAUCGAUCAUCUGUACAUUGUUCGAAUAAAGGAGCGCUCCCAUA